Messenger RNA from Caenorhabditis elegans, 2540 nucleotides. RefSeq names its product Transmembrane GTPase fzo-1 (gene fzo-1). The transcript has 8 exons. Gene Ontology annotation, biological process: mitochondrial fusion; mitochondrion organization. Lineage: Eukaryota; Metazoa; Nematoda; Chromadorea; Rhabditida; Rhabditidae. Bases 4 to 2328 code for a protein of 774 amino acids. Gene Ontology annotation, cellular component: mitochondrial outer membrane; membrane. The record is from RefSeq and is marked reviewed. Gene Ontology annotation, molecular function: GTP binding; GTPase activity.
GUAAUGUCUGGCACAGCAAGCUUAGUUCAUACUCUGCCGGCCAGUGGUGAUUCUAAUCAUCGUGGACUUCACAGCUUGAAAAAUUCGCGUCGUGCUGCCGAUAAUGAACCACUUCUUCGAUUUCGAGAAGCUAAAAAGGUUCUUGGGGAUGUCUAUGGAGAACUGAAAGACAAUGUGGCUGAACUAGAAGGUGUUUACAAAGAUAUUAAAGAGAACGACUUUGUUAGUUCUGAACAGCGGGAAGAAAUCGAAGCAAUUGGCGAUUCAAUCAAAACUAUAAUGGACACAUUUCAAAGAGAUAACAUGAAGGUUGUAUUUUUCGGAAGAACCAGCAACGGAAAGAGUACAACUAUCAAUGCGAUGCUUCAUGAGAAAGUGUUGCCCCAGGGAAUGGGACAUACAACAUGUUGCUUUCUGCAGGUUGAAGGUUCAGAAGGCGAAGUUGGCCAUCUACAAUUAGAUGAUAAUCCCCAAAAGAUUGAUAUGAAAAUGCUUGGAAAAAUUGGACACGCACUGAGUGACGAAAAUUCAGAUCUUCCGGCAAUGGGACAGGAUUCUCUUUUGAAAGUGUUUCAUCCAAAGAAAUCGGAAUCAGGGGAAUGCCGACUUCUUCAAAACGACGUCGUCAUACUUGAUAGCCCUGGUGUCGAUCUUUCUCCAGAAUUCGAUAGCUGGAUUGACAAACAUUGUUUAGAUGCAGAUGUAUUUGUGCUUGUAUCAAAUGCGGAAUCAACAUUGACACAAGCCGAAAAGAACUUCUUCCUUCGAGUCGCGAAGAAGCUUAGCAAGCCCAACGUAUUUAUUCUCAAUAAUCGAUGGGACGCCAGUGCAGCAGAAACAGAAAACAUCGAAGAUGUAAAAAAGCAGCAUUUGACGAGAUUCCGUCAGUUUUUGGUCGAUGAGCUUGAAGUGUGCUCAGAAAGAGAAGUCAAUGAUCGAAUCUUCUUUGUUUCAUCGAGAGAAGUUUUGGAAUCACGAUUAAAAGCUAGGGGACUGGUACAAAAAGCCUAUCAAGCAGAAGGUCAUGGCACAAGAGCCUUGGAAUUCCAAAAUUUCGAACGACAUUUUGAGCAUUGUAUCUCUCGAUCGGCGAUUCACACGAAAUUCGAAGCUCAUAACAGGAGAGCUCAUGAAAUGAUCGGAAAAAUGCGGCUCAAUCUGAAUAGCGUGCUAACCUCUGCAGCUGAGCAGAGAAGCAAGCUUCAGAAUAAUCUAAACGAAUCCACCAGGACUUUCAAUGAAUGCCGUGUAAACUUCACUCAAUUUGAAAAAGCUUACCGUGAGCAGACAGAGCAACUGCGAGCCGAAGUUCAUCUGAAAGUUUCUGCUGAUUUCUUUGAAGAAAUAGCACGACUUGAUGCAAUAAUUGAUCGAUUUGAACAACCUUUCGAUGGAAGCUCUUCCGGAAUGACAAAGUAUAAAGAGGAUUUGGCAAUCUUUGUGGACAAAUGUUUGAGCAGUGAUUUGGAAGCUAGAUGUACCGGUGGCCUAAUGUCAAGAAUUUGGAAUUUGGAGAAUGAUAUGUUCCAAUAUGUGACAAAAAUCCUCGCCGAACCUUAUCAGAAUAAGCUUGAAGAAGUGUGGCGAUAUCGUGCUCCUUUCAAAUUUAGCAUUUGUGUCGAUGUCCCUGCUCUUGUCAAUGAUUUCCAUGAAGACCUCGAGUUCCGAUUCACAUUUGGUCUACACGCAAUAAUUCGUCGCAUCAUUGCGUAUCGAAGCGGCCAACCUGUCACUGCAAUCAACACCAAUUUGCUUACUCCAUUAUCACUAAAACAACAAUCCGAAAAGAAUUCAGUGAGAGAUGCAGAAGCUUCUGCAGCUUCCGAAGAACAGGCAAUGAUGACUCAAAUGGUUUUGACAUCAGCCGCAUUUUUAGCAAACGGAAGUCUUGGAGUGCUAGUUGUUGGUGGUAUUGUGUAUAAGGCUGUUGGUUGGAGAGUAAUUGCUGUCGGAGGAGCGGCCUACGCUGGACUAUAUGCAUGGGAACGAAUGCGCUGGAAUUCGGGAGCCAAGGAACAACAUUUGAAAGAACAGUUCAGAUCACAUUUAGCUGCUCGAAUGCAACAAGUUUCAACAGCUCAUACUCAUCACUGUGAAACACAAGCUAUCAGAGAAAUGGACCAAGUCUUUGACGGAUUGAAAGCAACUGUUGGUGGAGUCCAUAGAGAAAUGAAAAACGAUUUGGAUGUACAGAAGACACAAAUUGAUGCAGUUGAUUCAACAAUUCGAACAUUGGGAACAAUCAAAGGAAAAGCAGUGUUUCUUCUCCGAAAUCUCGAACAAUUUGCAUCUUCUUAUCUCCGAUCGGACUCUCCGCCAACGCCAUGAAAAUGACUAGUCUGAAUUUAACUAAUUUUGGUGCUUUUCCCCUUAUUCACUCAGUCCUAUAGCUUUUAAUUCGAACGAUUGGUAAUCGGUUCAAUGUAGAUAUUUUGAUGAGCUGUUUUCUCGUUAUUUCUAGACAAUUUCAGUAGUUUUAGUGUUUUGAUUAUGAUACUUCUAUGAGACGAAUAAUAAUUCGAAUAAAUUUUUGUCGUUUG